AUGACACGGUCUCCUGCUUUCACAGCUAGGAGAGCUUCCCAGGACGAUUCUGAGAACCUGCGAGACUGGCUCUCUGACAUGAAAAGCCAAUGCUGCCCUCCCCAGGAGCAGCUCCUGUAUGCAGCCCCCUGUUGCCAAGUCUCCAGUGGUAUGCUUCUAGAGAUUCAGCAGUUGAUGUUAGGGCAAAGAACCCUGGCUGUGUCCACUUCAACUGAAGAAUCACAGCAAUUGCUGUCUCAGAGAAGCACCUCUAUUGUCUCCACUUCAGCUGAAGCAUCACAGAACUUCUCUUACCUAGAGAUUUUGUCUUUAUCUGGUCUUCCUGAGCUGAGUAUGCUCCUGAGUGCCAAACAUUUCAGAGAGCCCAUUCUGGCAUCAGUAACCUUCACAAGGUUACAAUUACUAGAAGAAAAAUCCUUAAGCCAGAUGGCUGUUCCAUCGAAGUACAAGUUCAGCAUCCAACUUUAUUGGGUUGAACACCUGCUGCUCGGGCAGGGUCUUCAAUUACCAACUACGUCCACGAACCCAGAAAUUUUGUCUUUAUCAAGUUUCGGCAAGCAUCAGCAAGAUACCAUAUAUAAAAAUCUUAUAUUUGUACAAGGUAGUCAAGAUGAACGACCCCUGAAAUUUCAUGUAAUUUUGCUGUGCUUAAACAUUGUUUUGGCCAAUGACACUGACUUUAUGGCUUUUCAAAAAGUUACUGUCUUCCAAUCUUACUUACCACAAGGCAACUCUGAAGUCCUCAAGCUUUUUGAGGCCCAUGUUAAAAAAUGGCUACAGUUCCAGAGAUGGGGGCAACCCAGGCACUUGAUGGGGUCCAUGAAGCACAACAAGGCUGACUUAUUAUCAUUUGCUCACUCUAGAUAUAGCCAGCUAAUUUCAUUCCUUAUGAAUGAUACUUUUAAUAUAUGUAUUGAAACAACUGGGACCACUUACCACAAUGCCUUGGGUUCAUUUAUUAUUACCAGCCAGACUGCUCUGGUCUUCUCUAGUUUUGAACAGCCCAUAGUAGACACAGAACAAAACCGUUGCUACCAGAAUAUCUCAAAUUAUUUGGCUCUGACUUUGCCCUUUGAGUCUUUUAGAUACCUAUUUAGCUUUUAUACAAGACCUGGGAAACAGGCUGACAACAUGAAGGCCUAUCAGACCCAGAACCACAGUCCACUCAACUGUGGCCACCUUUGUCUGUACAAUGAGACCCUACUUGCUACCUGCAGAGGCUCUCAAGCUCUCUCCAUGAACAGGGCCAUGUCCCAGCCCUUGCUGAAUAUUCCUUCUCUCUGCAAUGUGUAUUAUUUCUUCCUGUUGCCAAAUUGCACACUCUUCUCAUCACUAUAUUCUUCCCCAUGUACCCCAAACUGGAUCUCUGUCCAUGUGGACCAACAGAUGAAUGUCAUUGCCAAGUUUCUUAUGCUGGGUGCAUGUGAAACCAAGGAGCGGCACCUGCUGCAGAUGCAGCUGCAGCUUGGGUGGAAUAUGUUAACUGUUCUGCAGAGAUGGCAGUACAACCAGAGUAUCACAGUAUAUGAAGGACGCAACACAGUCCAAACUCCCGAGACUGUGGAUACUCCCUGGCUAGGGAAGAUAGCGUCAUUUCUCCUCAGGGAACAUGCAAUCAUCUUUUAUAGUGUCUGGAUGCUGGUGGAGUCCAAGCUCCAAAAGGAUUUUAUUCACCAUGAAUGGGGCCUACCCCUGAAAUCCAUGAAGUCAGUACAAUGCUAUGCUGACCAACGACCCCUGUCCUGGAUCAACACAGUCUUUGGCAAUCUUAGAAUCUCCCAGGUUACAGGCCCAGAGACCAGUUGGUUUAGUGACCUGUUCUCCCCAAAUUCGGCCUCAAUGUCAUUCUUCAGGGCCCACUUGCCCACUCAGACCCAAGCAUUAUGGAAUGCCCAAAUCAUCUCCAAACAUUGGCAGAUGCACUUGAGUCUUGUCUUUGCUCAGAGAUGUAUGUCCAGGGACUCAAGAAUUCCUGGAAGCUUCAAAAAGUUCAAUGAAUUCUCUGUUAAGGUUCCAGAGAACAAAAAUAUGGGAGUAGUGCCUCUAGGAAAUAAAAUUGAUAUUGACAUUCUAGGUUUAUACAAAACAUCUGUCUUGAGAAAAGGAAAUUUCCAUCUAAAAGGAGAGAACCUAGAGACAUGGUGGGGGAUUCCCAUUAAAGGCAGAGAGUCCAGGGAAGAAGCUACAGAAAUGCCUGAAAACACGUAUGUUCAAGCGGUCCUUGGGAAUAGAUCUAAAAUUAUGCCAAUUUCAUUCCCAAAACAAGUCAUUAUAAGACAGAGAGAUCCAAAACCGAUUCACCUAGAAACCCGGCUUAUCACCAAUCUAAAGGCAGUGUUGCUGAGUCAGCAGAGAGCCAGUUCCAGAGCUCUUGCUUUUGCCCACUGCACCAGUAAGAGCAUCACAGAGGAGCGGGCAGUCUUUGCUCUGGUGGAAACCAGAGUAUACCGCACCAGCCUGGGGAAGCAAUGGUUCCCUGAGUCCUUUAACCAUAGAAAGAGCAAGGGUUUUGUUCAUGUUACCUUUCUAACCAAAAAGAAAGAAGACCCAAGGAAGCCCAGGCCAGUGGAGGGCUGUGGAGCAGGGGAAGAAGGGCUUGGGCUUCCUUCAACCAGAAAUAGCACAAACAAUACUAAAGACCAGAGUUCGCCAAUGCAGCCUUUGGAUAGAUCAUCCCAGGACCCCUGUGAAGAUAGUGAUAACUUUGGUCUUACUGUCUCUCAUCAAGAGAGUCCCCAGCUCAAUCCUGUCCUUGAGCUCCCUCCAGCCAUCUGUGAGAGGAUAAACUCUGAUGAGAACUUUCAAAGUAUUCAAACCAACAUGAAUGUAUUUCCAAAACAAGAAAAGAUUCCUGGGGCUUCCCUGCCUACAGUGCCCCAGGCUUCACAUGCCCAACCUUUGUUGGAUCCACUAAUUAAGGAUAAGCAGUUGGCUGUCCAAAUACUUCAUGGUGAUAUGUCCCAAGAAAAGGAGAUAAUAGAUCAAACUCUAAAGGAAUCUAGACCUUCCAAACGUGCAAAGAAAAGGAAAAUGAAAUUCUUUCUCAGUUGUAUUUCAUGCAAAACAGUAGAUGAGGAAGCUGUGUCCUCAUCAGGAGAGAAAAAACCCAAAAGAAAACUAUGCUGCUUCUGGAAGAGUCUGGCUCGAGCCAAAGGCCUUUUUGGUAAAACUAAGACAGAAAAAGCAACUGGGGACCCCAGUACCCAAUCUCCCCUGAGGAGGGAUGAAAAUCCAGCCUUUACAGAGGACUUCCAGGUCCUGGAAAUUAGCUCAAAUACCAGCUACAGAACUCUGUUCUUUUCUUACAACACCAAUCUCAGUGGCUCUCUACCGACUGUCUCCCGGGCAACUUCUACCCCGAAGCCCCCAAAAGGUCUCUAA
Molecule: messenger RNA, 3381 nt
Organism: Elephantulus edwardii (Cape elephant shrew)
Lineage: Eukaryota; Metazoa; Chordata; Mammalia; Macroscelidea; Macroscelididae
Product: protein FAM205A-like
Exons: 2
Coding region: 1-3381 (1126 amino acids)
Source: RefSeq, a predicted model, not a curated record